Meloidogyne enterolobii is the source of this 1920-nucleotide messenger RNA. The record is from the annotation of a GenBank genome assembly. NCBI's taxonomy places the organism in Eukaryota, Metazoa, Nematoda, Chromadorea, Rhabditida, Meloidogynidae.
AUGGCCAUAACUCGGCCCAAAGUGAUUUUGCAAGAAAACGGAUAUCACUUCACAAUAGUAAGUCGAGGGUUCGUUAUCGAAUGGUCUAAAAAAUGUAUCAAAUUAUCAGUGCAACAUAUCUUUGAUGCCAUCAAUUUAAAUACUGUUUGUCAAAUACGUGCUCAUGAUAGUGUUUUGGCUGCUGUUAAAUUUAACCCGGAAGGAGACAAACUUGCUACUGGAUCGGAGAAGGGAACUGUGAUUCGUGUUUUCUCAAUUCCUGGUGGAGAACGUCUAUUUGAAUUUGUCUGUGGAGUCAGUCGCUGUGUUCAAAUAAGCUCUCUUGCCUUCUCCCAAGAUUCUCGAUUUUUGUGUCAAUCAUCAAACACUGAAACUGUUCAUGUGUUUUCCUUGGCUAGACGUGAUCACCAAUUGGAGAGGGGAAAAUUUUUUGCGAUAGCUAAAUUGCCUAUAUAUGGACAUAAAACAGCUGUGGCUAUGCCUAAAAUUCAGGGAAUUGAUUACUUAAUUGUUGCGAGUAUGGAAGGCUAUCUUUUCUGGUACUCAUUGCCUACUUCUAGCGAUGUCAGUGAAUGCAAUCUUCUACGCCAGUACAAAAUUGGGCCACAAGAACAACAACAAAAUUUGUCUUUAAAUAUUUGUGAAGAAGAUUCGCUUCCUGCUCCAAUUAAAGUGAAGAUACGUGAUUGUUCUACAAUGUGUGGACAAAGAGUUCAAAUUUUUGGUUUUGUACAUCGCUGUCGACAACAAAGAAAGGACUUGAUAUUUGUACUUCGAGAUGGGACUGGCUUUUUGCAAUGUGUUCUGAGUGGAUUACUUUGUCAAACUUCUGAAGCUUUAACAUUGACUACGGAAAGCUCUGUUUGUAUAUACGGAACGACGGCCCCAGGUGGUGUAGAACUCGUCGCCGAUUUUUGGACUUUAAUUCAUGGAGCACCGCCCGGUGGGAUCGACAAUGUGUUAAAUGCUGAGGCAAAUUCUGAUGUUAAUCUGGACAAUCGUCAUUUGUGCAUUAGAGGAGAAAAUUGUUCCGAAAUUCUUCGAAUCCGAGCGGCCGUAACGCGUGCAAUUAGAGAACAUUUUCAUUCUCGCAAAUAUGUUGAAGUAUGCCCUCCAACACUUGUUCAAACGCAGGUUGAAGGAAGCUCUACAUUUUUUUCCAUUGACUUUUUUGGUGAACAGGCUUAUUUAACUCAAUCGUCGCAGCUUUAUUUGGAAACAUGCAUUUCUUCUCUGGGAGAUUGUUAUUGUAUAGCGCAGUCUUAUAGAGCGGAGAAAUCUCGAACGAGUCGACAUUUGGCUGAAAACUCUCAUGUUGAGGCGGAAUGUCCAUUUAUUACUUUUGAAGAAUUAAUGAAUAAAAUUGAGGAUCUUGUUUCUGAUGUAGUUGAGAGGGUUUUGAGUGAUCCUGAAGUUUCUAAAUUAAUAUUACAACGAUGGAAAACGUCAAAGAAAAAAUUUCCUUCAUUUAAACGUCCUUUUCUUCGAAUGACUUAUGCUGAUGCAAUUGAAUGGCUGCGCAAAAAUAAUGUGAAUAACAAAGAAGGGAAGCCUUUUAAUUUUGGAGAAUUCAUUCCACAGGGUUCUGGACGGCAAAUGCUUGAUACAAUUGGACAGCCAAUCUUGUUGAAUCGUUUCCCAGCUGGCACCAAAGCUUCUCGUUGUGAAGAUGAAGACAUGAACACUUCUCGUUGUGAAGAUGAAGAAGGAAAGAAGAAGAAUUUGACAGAAUCUGUAAAUUUCUUACUGCCUGGAAUUGGAAAAGUUGUUGGUGGUUCAAUGAGGAUUUGGAAGGAAAAGGAAAUUUUGGAAGCUUUUAAAAUAACCAAAGUUGACCCUAAACAUUAUUAUUGGUAUAUAGACCAAAGGAAGUAUGGAGGAUGUCCACAUUUGAAUUGGAACGGUUUGUUUGUUGGUUAG